Messenger RNA from Carassius gibelio (silver crucian carp), 6497 nucleotides. Its product is annotated as glutamate receptor 3-like. Gene Ontology annotation, cellular component: plasma membrane; postsynaptic membrane; dendritic spine. The coding region runs from base 179 to 2827 and encodes 882 amino acids. Gene Ontology annotation, molecular function: transmitter-gated monoatomic ion channel activity involved in regulation of postsynaptic membrane potential; AMPA glutamate receptor activity. The transcript is spliced from 16 exons. The record is from RefSeq and is a predicted model, not a curated record. Gene Ontology annotation, biological process: monoatomic ion transport; modulation of chemical synaptic transmission; synaptic transmission, glutamatergic. NCBI's taxonomy places the organism in Eukaryota, Metazoa, Chordata, Actinopteri, Cypriniformes, Cyprinidae.
CAGUCCCUCUCUCUCUCUCUCUAUCUCUCUCUCUCUCUCUCAGUCUGUCUCUCUCCUCACAUGCAGAAGAAUUGCUCUCCAUGAGUCGCUCCGCUUCACUCACGGCUGGAUUUGUGCGUUUAUGAUUCUCCUCAAACUGCUCGUUUUCUAAGGCUUGAUUUUUGAGGCAGGAGAGAAAAUGGCUCAAAGCGCGCUGCUUUUUUUAUUAUGGCUAUUCGGCACAUCCCUCGCUGGCUUCCCUAAUCAGAUCAAUAUCGGUGGGCUCUUCAUGCGUUCCACCGUGCAAGAACACAGUGCUUUCAGAUUCGCUGUGCAGCUCUACAACACCAACCAGAACACGACAGAAAAACCCUUCCAUCUCAAUUACAACGUAGAUAACCUGGAGUCCUCCAACAGUUUCUCUGUCACUCAUGCAUUUUGUUCGCAGUUCUCCAGAGGGGUAUAUGCCAUCUUCGGCUUCUAUGACAAGAAGUCCAUGAACACGCUGACCUCCUUCUGCGGGGCCCUCCACACCUCCUUCGUCACACCCAGCUACCCCAUCGACUCAGACGUGCAGUUUGUCAUCCAGAUGCGCCCUCCACUGAAGGGCACCAUCCUGAGUCUACUGUCUCACUACAAGUGGGACAAGUUUGUCUACCUCUAUGACACAGACAGAGGAUUUUCCAUUCUUCAAGCCAUUAUGGAGGCUGCAGUGGCAAACAACUGGCAAGUUACAGCGCGGUCAGUGGGCAGCAUCACGGACCCCCAGGAGUUCCGCCGCAUUAUUGAGGAAAUGGACAGGAGACAGGAGAAGCGCUUCCUCAUCGACUGUGAAGUGGACAGAAUCAAUGUCAUCUUGGAGCAGGUUGUGGCACUCGGAAAGAACAGUAGAGGCUACCAUUAUGUUAUUGCCAAUCUGGGCUUCACCAACAUCAGCCUGGACAAGGUCUUUCUCGGUGGAGCGAACAUUAGUGGCUUCCAGAUAAUCAAUCCUGAAAACUCAGUUGUACAACAGUUUCUCCAGAGAUGGGACCGUCUAGAUGAAAGAGAGUUUCCUGAAGCUAGAAACACACCUCUGAAGUACACUUCAGCGCUGUCUUAUGAUGCUAUCCUGGUCAUUGCGGAGGCGUUCCGGUACCUGCGACGCCAGCGAGUAGAUGUGUCCAGACGAGGCAGUGCAGGUGAUUGCCUGGCUAACCCUGCAGUCCCUUGGAGCCAAGGCAUCGACAUUGAACGAGCUCUCAAAAUGGUCCAGGUGCAAGGGAUGACUGGUAAUAUCCAGUUUGACAGCUUUGGUCGCAGAUCAAACUACAGUAUUGAUGUUUAUGAAAUGAAAACAGGUGGCCCAAGAAAAAUCGGAUACUGGAACGAGUUUGAGCGCUUUGUUAAUAUAAUGGAUCAGCAGUACAGCAACGAUUCCUCAGUGGAAAACCGAACAAUUGUGGUCACUACUAUUAUGGAAGCACCAUAUGUGAUGUACAAGAAAAACCACAUGCAUCUGGAAGGCAAUGACAAGUAUGAAGGCUACUGUGUCGAUUUAGCUUCCGAGAUUGCAAAACAUGUUGGGAUUAAAUACAGACUGUCCAUAGUCAUGGAUGGAAAAUAUGGUGCCCGCGACCCUGAAACCAAGACUUGGAACGGGAUGGUGGGUGAACUAGUCUAUGGGAGAGCAGAUAUAGCCGUCGCACCAUUAACGAUCACGCUUGUGCGAGAGGAAGUCAUUGACUUUUCUAAGCCCUUCAUGAGUUUGGGCAUCUCCAUUAUGAUCAAGAAACCUCAGAAGUCCAAACCGGGUGUGUUCUCAUUCCUGGACCCUCUGGCAUAUGAGAUCUGGAUGUGUAUCGUAUUCGCAUACAUCGGCGUCAGCGUGGUGCUGUUCCUCGUGAGCCGCUUCAGCCCCUACGAGUGGCACCUGGAUGAGACUGAUGAAGCCAAAGACCCCCAGACCUCUCCAGACCCGCCUAAUGACUUUGGGAUUUUUAACAGCCUGUGGUUCUCUCUAGGGGCCUUCAUGCAGCAGGGCUGUGAUAUCUCACCAAGGUCCUUAUCGGGCAGAAUAGUGGGAGGCGUCUGGUGGUUCUUCACCCUCAUCAUAAUCUCGUCCUACACGGCUAACCUGGCUGCUUUCCUCACAGUAGAGAGGAUGGUCUCUCCCAUAGAGAGCGCUGAAGAUCUAGCCAAACAAACAGAGAUCGCAUACGGAACCUUGGACUCAGGGUCAACCAAAGAGUUCUUUAGGCGUUCCAAAAUAGCAGUGUAUGAAAAAAUGUGGUCAUACAUGAAAUCGGCCGAGCCCUCCGUCUUCGCCAAGACCACGCCCGACGGGGUGGCACGGGUACGAAAGUCGAAGGGCAAAUUCGCCUUUCUUCUCGAAUCCACCAUGAACGAAUACAUUGAGCAGAGGAAGCCCUGCGACACCAUGAAAGUGGGCGGCAAUCUGGACUCUAAGGGCUAUGGUGUGGCCACCCCCAAAGGCUCAGCAUUAAGAAAUGCUGUUAACCUGGCAGUUUUAAAACUGAAUGAGCAAGGCCUGUUGGACAAAUUGAAAAACAAAUGGUGGUACGACAAGGGAGAGUGCGGCAGCGGGGGAGGUGACUCCAAGGACAAGACAAGUGCACUGAGCCUGAGCAAUGUUGCUGGCGUCUUCUAUAUUCUGGUGGGUGGACUAGGGCUGGCCAUGAUGGUGGCUUUGAUAGAGUUCUGUUACAAAUCACGUGCAGAAGCCAAACGGUUGAAACUUGAAAAGAACACCCAAAACUAUAAGCCAGCCCCACCAGCCAACACCCAAAACUUCGCCACGUACCGAGAAGGCUACAACGUGUACGGAACAGAGAGCGUAAAGAUCUAAUGGACGGCAGUCUGACAGCGUGGUGUGACACCUCACAGAGGCGGCUGGAUCUUCAGGAGGGAUCGCCCCCCUCUCUCCAUACACAUCAGCUCCAGCCGACACAGCACGCUCCUGCACGGACCGGCGCAAGAAUUGGAACCGAUUUCUUCAGUGCCUUAUGGAAUAUUCAGAGUAUCACACUGAUGCAAAUUCACGGCUGAAGCAUUGCAUCACUCCAAUCACUCAACCCACAGAAUGCCAUCAUCAUCAUCAUCCCUGUGAAAUAAAAAAAACUCCAUGGACAGCGAGAAAUAAAGCCAUCACUUGCGAUCUUAGCACACCGAAUGAGCCAAUCUGACUCGAGACGUCUUCUCUGGACUUUGUGGAACCCGGAGUUCGAGCAAACGCUUGUAAUACUGUAAAUUUGCUUUCACACUUGUUCAAUCAGUGUAUUCAUUGAUCAGAUCAUGAACUGGUUCAAUUCCAGAUCAGGAUCUGUGAGUCGGUCGGAUAUGUUGCAGCAUAUCACGUGCUUUUCUUUUGUCUGAUCUAUAUUUCUCAGAAGUUCAGCUGGAAGUUCAGAAGCUAUAGCUAAACCCCAUUUGACAUUCAAUAAUGGUGUUCUCACACGCGAGUUUUACAAAACCAAAAAUCGCCACACGACUUCAUUCACACACACAUGUGCUUACAGACACAACCUUUUGUAGUUAUCACAGCAUACUGUACAAGAAACUGAAGCUAUAAUUAAUGUAGAUAAACUGCAACUCACAAAAGGACAUGGCUUUUACAAUGUGGUAUUUGAUUACCUCACGUUUUUCCAAAUAUAAUUCGCACAUAAAAUCAAGCUUUUAUUUGACGAGCAUUAUUAGUGUUUGGUGAAUUAUUUAGCAAACGAGACUAGGAUUAAUAACAUUUACAGUAGAUUUAUAAAAGGAGCUAACGGGAAACUAGCACAUUUACAGUGACAUUUUUGUGUUGGAGAGAAAACCAACUGUGACUCCACGGGACCGAGGAUGCGGCCCAUCCUGUGACCAUGGACAGAUCGUUUUAUAACGAAAAGCUUUUAAAAGACUACAGUGUGGAACACAAAUCUGUACAUUUCUAGUGAAGGAUUCCCAAGCGAGUGACUGAAUUCCCAAAUUUUCUAUCUGCAUGUGAAAACUUGUGAUUGUCAUGUCAAGCCCCACGACUUCCAUUAGAUUCUAGAGGGUCGGUAGAAAGUGGGGUUCAGCUUUCAUAUUUCGACCUGUUCCUGACCUGUGAAACAGCACUUCAGCCCAGAGGACGUGACCCAGAGACGUGCAUGCAUGACUGUUGUUCCCCGAGCCCUGAUAGUGAGGCCUUGUACAAGGAAUUUUAAUACAUUUUGUAAAUAAAAAAGAAAAAAAAAACUGAAUGGAAGAAUGUGUGGGGGCUUUUUAAUGCACACAAUGAAUCUGUGAUCCGCAAAGCAUGAGUGUUGAGAUAACUUUGUGGAAUACAAAGAAACCACUGAAUUUAUAAAGAAUGACACUCUGUACCUGCACAAAACUUUUACUACUUAAAGACGAAGGAGGUAUAAAAUGUUAUAAUUUAUGUAUAGAUGGAGUCAAGAUGGACAGACAGGCAGAGAGAGACAAGACAGAGACAGACAGACAGAGAGAGAGAGAGAGAGAGAGAGAGAGAGAGAGACAGACGGACAUGACAAACAGACAGACAGAAAAAUAGACAGACAGACGGACAUACAGACAAAUAGAUAGAUGGACAGACAGACAAAUAUACAGACAGACAGACAGGCAGAGACGAAUAGACAGACAGACAGACAAAUAGAUAGACAGACAGACAGACAGACACAGACGGAGAGACAAACAGAAAAAAUAGAUAGACAGACAGACAUACAAAUAGACAGACAGACGGACAAAUAAAUAGACGGACAGACAGAGACAGACAAAUAGAUAGAGGAUGACACUCUGUACCUCCACAAAACUUUUACUUCUUAAAGUCAAAGGAGGUAUAAAAUGUUAUAAUUUAUGUAUAGAUGGAGUCACCAGCAAAUGAAUUCACUUUCUCCUCCAUGAAGGAAAUGUUUUGUUGCACACAAGAUAGACAGACAGACAGACAGACAGACAGAGAGAGAGAGAGAGAGAGAGAGAGAGAGAGAGAGAAAUAGAACGACAGACAGACAGAGAGAGAGACAGACAGACACAGACGGAGAGACGGACAGACAAAUAGAUAGACCGACAUACAGACAGACAAAUAGACAGACUGACAGACGGACAGAAAAAUAGAUAGACGGACAGACAGAAAAAUAGACAGACAGAAAAACAGACAGACAGACGACAAAGACAAAUAGACAGACAAAUAGACAGAUAGACAGACAAAUAGACAGAUAGACGGACAGAUAGACAAAUAGACAAAUAGACAGACAGACGGACAGACAGAAAAAUAGACAGACAGACACAGACAGAGAGACGUACAGACAAAUAGAUAGACAGACAGACAGACAGACAGAGAGACAGACAGACAAAUAGAUAGACAGACAGAUAGAUAGAGACAGAUGGAUGGACGGAAAAAUAGAUAGAGACAGACAGACAAAUAGAUACACAGACAGACAGACGGAGAGAGAGAGACAGAAAGAUAGAGACAGUUAGACGGAGAGAGAGAGACAGACAGACAGAGACAGACGGAGAGACGGACAGACAAAUAGACCGAAAGACAAAUAGAUAGACGGGCAGACAGAUAGAUAAAGACAGACAGACGGACAAAUAGAUAGAGACAGACGGACGGACGGACAGACAAAUAGAUAGACAGAUAGAUAGACAGAGGGACAGACAGAAAAAAGACAGACAGACACAGACGGAGAGAUGGACAGACAAAUAGAUAGACAGACAGAUAGAGACAGACGGACAGACGGAAAAAUAGAUAGAGACAGACAGACAAAUAGAUAGAGACAGACAGACAGACAAAUAGAUAGAGACAGACAGACGGAGAGAGAGAGACAGAAAGAUAGAGACAGUUAGAUGGAGAGAGAGAGACAGACAGACAGACAGACAGAGACAGACGGAGAGACGGAAGACAAAUAGACAGACAAAUAGACAGACGGACAGACAGACAAAUAGACAGACAGACAGACGGACAGAAAAAUAGACAGACAAAUGGAGAGAUAGAAAAAUAGACAGACAGACAGACAAAUUGAUAGACGGACAGACAGACAGACAAAUAGUCAAGACAAAUAGACAGAUAGACAUACAAAUAGACCGAAAGACAGAUAGACGGACAGACAGAUAGAUAAAGACAGACGGAUGGACAAAUAGAUAGAGACAGAUGGACGGACGGACAAAUAAGACAGAUAGAUAGACAGAUAGAUAGACAGACAAAUAGAUUGACAGACAGAUAGAGAGACAGACAGAGAGAUAAGAGUUCGAAAACUUUUAAAUCCAAAGGCUUUUAGCAUUGAAGACACUCAGAACAGCACAGCCUCACAUUUGUUGCCUAAAUGAAAUUGUUACUAUUCAAAAUUAAAGGCAUAGUUCACCCAAAAAUGUUUAUCUGCCCCCCCACCGGUUAGCCAAGAUGUAGGUGAAUUUUUUUUGCAGUAGAACACAAACAGAGAUUUUUAACUCAAACCGUUGUAGUCUGUCAAUCUUAUAAUUGAGGUGGAUGGGAAUCACGGCUUUGAGAGUCAAAAAAAAAAAAAAAUACACAAACAAAA